UCUCUCAACUGCCAUUUUUUCACUGCCAAACUACCUUAGCCUUCUUGGUUAACUAUCAAACCUCCAUGGACAAAGUAGUUCCAUUUCACAUCCUUACCACUCCUUUCCUUCAAAACCCACUAAGCUUCAAGCCUCCCACAAGCCACUCACCCCCAACUCUUGCUCCUUGUGAUUCCCAAUUCUUUCCUUCUCUUCCAUCUUCUUUGCCAACACUAUCUUCAAGCUUUACCUUCUUGGAUGACUUAGGUGAGCUCAAAACUUUGAAUUCAGUGAAAGCAAUGCAUGCGCAGAUGAUAAAAAUGUCUAACAAGAAUUGUAUUGAUACUAAGGGAAAAAAUUUGGUCACAUAUUACAUGGAAUUUGGUGAUUGUAGAUCAGCUGCAAUGGCUUUCUCUGUGAGUUCUGAACAAGAUUACCGUUCAUGGAGUUCUUCACUAGAAGAACUUAGAAGAUUUGGGGGUGACCUACAAAUUCUUGAGUUUUUUUGUGAGUUUCAUAGUGGGGGAUUGAUGCUUGAUAGCAAAGUUCUUUGCACAGUUUUGAAACUUUGCACAAGUUUGAAGCAUUUGUGGCUUGGGUUGGAAAUUCAUGCUUGUUUAAUCAAGAGUGGAUUUGAUUUGGAUGUGUAUUUGAAGUGUGCAUUGAUUAAUUUUUAUGGGACUUGUUGGGGAAUAGAAAGUUCCAAUCAGUUAUUUCAUGAAAUGUCUGAUCAAGAAGACAUUUUGUGGAAUGAGAUAAUCAAGCUCAACUUGAAGAAUGGGAGAAGUGUGGAGGCUCUGGAAAUGUUCAGAAGUAUGCAGUUUUCAUCUGCUAAAGCCAACAGUACUACAAUUGUCAAAGCACUCCAAGCAUGUGGCAAACUUAGAGCUCUCAAAGAAGGAAAGCAAAUUCAUGGGUAUGUUUUAAGAUGGGCAUUGGAGUCAAAUUUGUCAAUAUGCAAUUCACUUAUUAGCAUGUACUCCAGAAAUGACAGACUAGAUUUAGCUAGGACAGUUUUUAAUUCAAUGGCAGGUCAUAAUUUGUCAUCAUGGAAUUCAAUUAUCUCUUCUUAUGCUGCACUUGGUUGUUUGAAUGAUGCUUGGAUUCUUUUCGAUAAAAUGGAAUUGUCUGAUGUGAAGCCAGACAUUGUGACUUGGAAUUGUCUUUUGUCAGGACAUUCUCUUCAUGGCUCAUAUGAAGCAGUCCAGGCCAUCUUGCAGAAAAUGCAAGACGCAGGCUUCAAGCCAAAUUCAAGCUCCAUUACAAGUGUUCUUCAAGCAGUUACUGAUUUAUGUUUCCUGAAACACGGGAAGGAAAUUCAUAGUUUUGUUUUAAGAAAUGGGCUUGAUGACUAUGAUGUUUAUGUAGGAACUUCGUUAGUGGACAUGUAUGUGAAGAACAAUUGUUUGUCCAGUGCUCAAAAUGUCUUCAUUAACAUGAAGAACAAGAAUAUUUUUGCUUGGAAUUCAUUGAUUUCAGGGUAUUCCUUCAAGGGUCUUUUUGAAGAUGCUGAACGGCUAUUAGAUAGCAUUGGUGAGGAAGGAAUCAAACCCAACUUAGUCACAUGGAAUGGUCUGGUUUCAGGGUAUGCAAUGUGGGGUCGCCAUAAGGAAGCUUUAUCAACGAUUCAUCGGAUUAAAAGUUCAGGGUUAACCCCUAAUGUGGUUUCUUGGACUGCUCUUAUAUCAGGCUGUUCACAAAAUGAGAAUUACGCGGACUCCCUCAAAUUUUUUAUCCAAAUGCAAGAAGAAGGUAUCAGGGCAAACUCUGCCACCGUAUCCAUCCUACUUAAAGCUUGUGCAGGCCUAUCUUUGUUGCACAAGGGUGAAGAGAUACAUUGCCUCUGUAUCCGAAAAGGUUUUGUUGAGGAUAUAUUUGUAGCCACAGGACUUAUCAACAUGUACAGUAAGUCAGGAAAGUUCAAAAGUGCCCAUGAGGUUUUUAGGAAGAUUAAGAACAAGACGUUAGCUUCUUGGAAUUGCAUGAUUAUGGCAUUUGCCAUUUAUGGCUUUGGGAAAGAGGCUAUUUCUCUGUUUGAUGAAAUGCGAGGAGCAGGUGUGCAGCCAGAUGCUAUAACCUUCACAGCUCUGCUCUCUGGCUGCAAGAACUCAGGUUUAGUUGAUGAAGGAUGGAAAUUGUUUGAUAGCAUGAGCAGAGACUAUAACAUAGCUCCAACAAUUGAGCAUUUCUCUUGCAUGGUAGAUCUUCUUGGAAGAGCUAGUUAUCUUGAUGAAGCUUGGGAUUUUAUUCAAACGAUGCCAUUAAAGCCGGAUGCCACUAUAUGGGGUGCUUUUCUUGCAUCCUGUCGAAUCCAUAAAAACUUGGCAUUUGCAGAGAUUGCAGCAAAGAAUCUUUUUGAGUUGGAACCUCAUAACCCAGCCAAUUACAUCUUGAUGAUGAACUUAUAUUCUAUGUCAAAUAGAUGGGAUGAUGUGGAGCGUCUUAAAGACUCGAUGAAGAAUGCAGGGGUGAAAAAUGGACCUGUGUGGAGCUGGAUACAAAUUGAUCAGGCAAUUCAUAUGUUCUCUGCAGAAGGGAAGCCUCACACUGAUGCAGGAAAAAUAUAUUUUGAAUUGUAUCAUUUGGUUCAUGAAAUGAAGAAAUUAGGCUAUGAGCCUGAUAUUAGCUGUGUACAUCAGAACAUUGAUGAGGUGGAGAAGAAGAAGCUGCUGCUAAGUCACACAGAGAAGCUGGCCAUUACCUUUGGACUGAUGAAUAUGAAAAGUGGAGAACCUAUCCGGGUGAUUAAGAACACACGAGUUUGUUCUGAUUGUCAUACAGCAGCAAAAUACAUGUCAUUAGUAUGUAAAUGUGAGAUUUUCAUGAAGGAUGGUAUCCGGUUUCACCAUUUCAGGGAAGGAGAGUGUACCUGCAAUGACUGCUGGUAAGAAGGGAGUUAGAUGCCCUCUUGGAUCCUACAUUGCCAUCACCCAUUCUGAGGGGGAGGAUACUGGAUGCUUCAAUCGGCUCCGAAAGAGCUAAGAUCAAAGCAGAUGCACGAACCUUUACAGCAAGAGUUCAGGUUGUUGUGAAGUUUACACGCUAUUCUUGCACCUGUCUGAUGACUGCUUGAGACAGUUUGUUAAUAAUGGAGUCCCUAAAUAGGUAUAGGGCUCAGCGAUGCAGGGGUGGUGGACGGUUGAGAUUAAAUAAUGGAAACUUUUUGUA
Prunus mume (Japanese apricot) is the source of this 3147-nucleotide messenger RNA. RefSeq names its product pentatricopeptide (PPR) repeat-containing protein. The record is from RefSeq and is a predicted model, not a curated record. Gene Ontology annotation, molecular function: protein binding; zinc ion binding; RNA binding. Gene Ontology annotation, biological process: RNA modification. Lineage: Eukaryota; Viridiplantae; Streptophyta; Magnoliopsida; Rosales; Rosaceae.